AUGAUUAGUAUUGCAUAUAAAAGACCAUUACAUUGUGAUAUUUUAAUUCCAAAAGGAAUUUAUUCACAAAAUAAUGUAAUUUGGGAUAUUUCACCUGGUUUUGAUAAUUUAUUUUUCUCUAUUGUUUUAUUCUUUUAUAAUGUAAUUCAAAAUCAAAAUGGUUAUAUUGAAAAUUUUAAUGUUGAUUUAUUAAAUGUUGGUAGUUUUAUUCGACCAUUAUUUAAUCCAAAUACUUAUAUAAUUAUAAGUAAUAAUAAUAGUGAUGAUGAUGAAUUUUAUUAA
Molecule: messenger RNA, 282 nt
Organism: Dictyostelium discoideum AX4
Lineage: Eukaryota; Evosea; Eumycetozoa; Dictyosteliales; Dictyosteliaceae
Exons: 1
Coding region: 1-282 (93 amino acids)
Source: RefSeq, a predicted model, not a curated record